This is a messenger RNA of Solanum verrucosum, 929 nucleotides long. RefSeq lists its product as uncharacterized. Gene Ontology annotation, molecular function: ribosome binding; protein folding chaperone; peptidyl-prolyl cis-trans isomerase activity. The record is from RefSeq and is a predicted model, not a curated record. Lineage: Eukaryota; Viridiplantae; Streptophyta; Magnoliopsida; Solanales; Solanaceae. Gene Ontology annotation, biological process: 'de novo' cotranslational protein folding; protein transport; protein unfolding. The transcript has a single exon. Bases 45 to 707 code for a protein of 220 amino acids.
UACUGCUGUAGAAGUUAAAGUCUCUCAUUGUUUCCGACGGAAACAUGGCAAUGACGAUGACUACUGCAAUGGCAUCGCCGUCGAGCCGGCUGCUUAUCGACUCUCGACAUAGUACAAUCAGCACUAUCCCCAAGAAUGUGGCAAUUUACUCAGCAACAGCAGUUACAAAUAAGGGUUUAUUGAAGCACUGUAUAUCCUCGCAAAGAUGCCUAAGAUCUCUGGUGAAACCAGUAUCGGCUGCUAGUUCAGGGUUUGAGGCAGAUUUGGGUGAUGAUGAAUCCUUGAUACGCGUUAAAAAUGCCAAGAUAGCUGUUGAAUCCGAAGACGAUGAGAAGAUACAAGUCAGAGUAGAUGUGAGCGAAGAGGACACAAAAACGGUUUUCGAAAAAGUAUUGACAAAUUUAGCAAAAUCAGCGCCACCUGUUCCAGGCUUCCGCAGGGAAAAAGGAGGGAAAACAUCAAAGGUUCCUAAGGACUUUCUACUGCAGAUACUUGGUGAAGACCGAGUUACCAAUUUUGUAAUACGAGAAAUUGUUACCUCAACUCUUGCUGAUUAUGUGAAGAAGGAGAAUUUGGCAGUAAAGGAUAACAAGAUUAGCACCACACAAACUGCGGAUGAACUCAAGUCAUCAUUUGUUCCGGGAACAGAAUUCGGAUUCAAUGCCACCUUAGAGCUUGAAAAAUCAAAAACUGAAGCCACCACAUAAACCCACAGAAGAAGAUGAGAUUUCUCACUGUUUAAACUCUUAGAAUGACUUGUUAGAAUAGAAUCAUCAGUAAUUCCUGAGGCCAAUAGAUUGAAGGCUCCUAAAAUCUAUUACUGUUUGGCUUACUACUGGUUAGAAUUGAAAUUGAAUUAUGAUUUCAGUUGGCAUUUCAGUUCUCUAUUCAAAUUGAAUUAUGAUUUCAGUUGGUAUUUCUUGGAGCAA